Molecule: messenger RNA, 543 nt
Organism: Arctia plantaginis
Lineage: Eukaryota; Metazoa; Arthropoda; Insecta; Lepidoptera; Erebidae
Source: the annotation of a GenBank genome assembly
AUGUUCACAUCUUUGGGUUGUAAUGUUCUGAGGGAACAAACAUUGACCAAUUCUAACAGCCACGAUAGUAUAGUCCAUAUAUUCAUCGACCCAUGCUGUAAAAUUAGUGAGGAAUCUUUUGGAGAAUUGAUAGUCUUCGUUGACCCAACGGGCCGAGAAAUAAAUUACAAAUAUAUGGAGCUCUUUCUAGGUUUACAAGAAGAGAAAGGUCUUCAUCUAGCUACUAAAAUUUAUCAUGGAUCCAGUAAAAAAAAAAAGUAUAUAAAAGCUUUGAAGGUGUCCGAAAUCAUAGACUAUAUUCAAGAUAUUGAAGAUUGUUGUGAUGAGGAGUUGAAUGACAUUGAAGUUGUCAUAUUGGUUCCGGAUGAAGUAGAUGAAAUGACUGACAUAGAUGAAGGUCCUGACGACGAUAUGGGAGUUUUGCCAGUGUCAAAUGUACCUCGUCAAGUGGAAUUUUCGUAUACAAUUGAUAACGACGAGGAAGAUUAUUCUACUCAAACCACAUCUCGGACAAGAAAGACAGUCACUGGGCCUAAGUGCUAA